Messenger RNA from Hyla sarda, 4307 nucleotides. It is a transcript of the gene SLC4A7, whose product is annotated as solute carrier family 4 member 7. The record is from RefSeq and is a predicted model, not a curated record. Gene Ontology annotation, molecular function: solute:inorganic anion antiporter activity; monoatomic anion transmembrane transporter activity; sodium:bicarbonate symporter activity. NCBI's taxonomy places the organism in Eukaryota, Metazoa, Chordata, Amphibia, Anura, Hylidae. The transcript is spliced from 28 exons. The coding region runs from base 117 to 3911 and encodes 1264 amino acids. Gene Ontology annotation, cellular component: apical plasma membrane; plasma membrane; basolateral plasma membrane. Gene Ontology annotation, biological process: monoatomic anion transport; transmembrane transport; bicarbonate transport.
CACGGCUCUCCUUCCGAUAAAGAUCCUACUGCCAACCGGGGGUUGUGUGAGGAAAUCUCAUGUGGUGAUCGCCGGGAGCUCCAGGCGGGAUACACGUGUACAUCUCCCGGGAGGUCAUGGACGAGGACCGCGCCGGAGAGCAGAUGAGACCGCUACUCACCACGGGUCACGAUGAAGAAGCAGUGGUUGAUUUGGGGAAAACCAGCUCUACGGUCAAUACAAACUAUGAGAAGGAAGAACUAGAAAGUCACAGAGCAGUUUAUAUUGGAGUUCAUGUACCUCUAGGCAGACAGAGCCGUAGGCGCCAUAGACAUCGUGGCCACCGACAUCAUCGGAGAAGAAGAGAAAAAGAAAAUGACAAAGAUGAUGGCCGGGAGUCUCCAAACCAUGACACCCCAUCCCAACGUGUUCAGUUUAUUCUGGGCACUGAGGAUGAUGAUGAAGAACACAUCCCACAUGACCUCUUUACAGAAAUGGAUGAGCUAUGCUUUCGGGGUGGAGAGGAAUGUGAAUGGAAGGAGACUGCAAGGUGGCUUAAGUUUGAAGAGGAUGUUGAAGAUGGCGGAGACAGGUGGAGUAAACCGUAUGUGGCCACACUCUCUCUACAUAGCCUAUUUGAGCUGCGAAGCUGCAUACUCAAUGGCACAGUGAUGCUGGACAUGAGAGCCAGUACUAUCGAGGAAAUUGCAGAUAUGGUACUGGAUAACAUGACUGCAUCAGGUCAGCUGGAUGACUCCAUGAGGGAGUUGGUCAGAGAAGCUCUCCUGAGAAGGCAUCACCACCAGAACGAGAAGAAGUUGAGUAACCGUAUUCCCCUGGUGCGGUCCUUCGCUGACAUAGGCAAGAAACAUUCUGAUCCUCACUUGCUUGAACGAAACGGGGAAGGCCUUUCAGCCUCCCGUAACUCUUUGCGAGCAGAAUCUCGCCUUUCUCUUCUCCUCAAUUAUCUUCUUCCUCCCUCGAGAGUCGGAACUCCAGCUGGCUCCAGGCAAACCACCCCUGUGCCAACCCCGCAAAACACACCUCCUUCCAGCCCUAAAUUCAGUCGGCUGGAGUCUUCAAGUUCUCAGCAGAUUGAGCAGUGGGUCCCAGAGGCACAGCUUAUUACUGCAGAUGUUAUCCCCACUGUAAUAGUUCAUCCACCAGAAGACGAUGGUGAAAACAGUGAUGUCUCCGUCAUAAAGAAUGAAGAACAUGGGCUUCUAUCUUCACCACAGUCAACACCAGCAAAUUUAGAUCUUAGCAAAUCAUCUGAGCUGAAACGGAACGGAAAUGGGGGCAGUCAGGAGAACAGCACUGUGGACUUUAGCAAGCAGAAUUAUGACUCCUGGCACUGUAAUUGUGGCACGUUUGUAAUGGGACGCAAGAGGUCUGGUGUUGAUAUGAAUUUCAUGAGGAAAAUACCUCCAGGAGCUGAGGCAUCAAAUGUCUUGGUGGGAGAAGUGGAAUUUUUGGAUCGGCCCAUUAUUGCCUUUGUGAGAUUAAGUCCAGCAGUUCUUCUCUCAGGUCUAACAGAAGUACCAAUCCCAACAAGAUUCUUGUUUGUAUUAUUGGGUCCAACUGGAAAGGCAGCGCAAUACCAUGAAAUAGGAAGAUCCAUUGCUACUUUAAUGACAGAUGAAAUAUUCCAUGAUGUAGCCUAUAAGGCAAAAGAUAGAAAUGAUCUUCUUGCAGGGAUAGAUGAAUUUUUAGACCAAGUAACAGUCCUACCUCCAGGAGAGUGGGAUCCAUCCAUUCGUAUUGAGCCACCAAAAAGUGUUCCUUCGCAGGAAAAACGUAAGAUCCCAACUAUACCAAAUGGUUCCACCCCAACAGGUGAGACGAUAAAGGAGGAGGAUCAUCAUGCUGGCCCUGAGCUUCAGAGAACUGGAAGGCUUUUUGGUGGUUUGAUGCUUGACAUCAAAAGGAAAGCACCUUUUUUCUUGAGUGACUUCAAGGAUGCAUUAAGCCUGCAGUGCCUGGCCUCCGUUCUUUUCCUAUACUGUGCCUGUAUGUCUCCUGUAAUCACUUUUGGAGGUCUUCUGGGAGAAGCCACACAAAACAGAAUAAGUGCAAUAGAGUCUCUUUUUGGAGCAUCAUUAACAGGCAUUGCCUAUUCUCUCUUUGCUGGACAACCCCUUACAAUAUUGGGAAGCACAGGUCCAGUCUUAGUGUUUGAAAAGAUACUGUUUAAAUUCUGCAGGGACUAUAACCUGUCCUACCUGUCUCUGCGCACCAGCAUUGGUCUGUGGACGGCCUUCUUGUGUUUAAUGCUCGUGGCCACGGAUGCAAGUAGUCUGGUCUGCUACAUUACACGGUUUACUGAAGAAGCAUUUGCUGCUCUCAUUUGUAUUAUAUUUAUUUAUGAAGCACUGGAGAAACUGUACCAUUUGGGAGAAAAAUAUGCUUUUAAUAUGCACAGUGAUAUUGACUUGCUGACAAGAUACUCGUGUGUGUGCGCAGAGCCAGCCAUCCCCAACAAUAACACUCUUUCUAUGUGGCAGGCAAAAAAUAUCACUGCAAGCGACGUAUCCUGGAGAAAUCUCACAGUCUCUGAGUGUAUCGCACAUCAUGGUUCAUUUGAGGGUCCAGCUUGUGGUCAUCAUGGUCCAUAUAUACCAGAUGUUUUCUUCUGGUGUGUAAUAUUAUUUUUCACAACAUUCUUCCUUUCAUCCUUCCUAAAGCAAUUUAAGACCAAGAAUUAUUUUCCAACCAAGGUACGUUCUACAAUCAGUGAUUUUGCUGUCUUCCUGACUAUAGUCAUUAUGGUCCUUAUUGACUACCUUGUCGGUGUUCCAUCACCAAAACUUCAUGUUCCUGAAAAGUUUGAGCCCACACUAAAAGAUAGAGGAUGGAUCAUAGAUCCUCUUGGGACAAAUCCUUGGUGGACAUUACUAGCUGCUGCCAUCCCAGCCUUGCUAUGCACCAUUCUGAUCUUCAUGGAUCAGCAAAUCACUGCUGUGAUUAUUAACCGGAAGGAACACAAGCUAAAGAAAGGGUGCGGCUAUCAUCUUGACCUGUUCAUGGUCGCCAUCAUGCUGGGAAUAUGUUCAGUCAUGGGAUUACCGUGGUUUGUGGCUGCAACUGUUCUAUCUAUCAGCCAUGUUAAUAGCUUGAAAGUGGAAUCUGAAUGUUCUGCUCCAGGAGAACAGCCAAAAUUCCUGGGCAUCAGAGAGCAGCGAGUGACAGGUCUUCUGAUCUUUGUUCUGAUGGGACUAUCUGUAUUUAUGACCUCUGUAUUGAAGUUUAUUCCAAUGCCGGUUCUGUAUGGUGUGUUUCUGUAUAUGGGCGCUUCUUCGUUGAAGGGUAUCCAGUUUUUCGAUCGUAUCAAGCUGUUUGCAAUGCCUGCCAAACAUCAGCCAGACCUGAUCUAUCUGCGUUAUGUUCCCCUUUGGAAAGUCCACGUGUUUACUGUCAUACAGCUGACAUGUCUUGUGUUGUUGUGGGUGAUCAAAGCAUCUGCAGCGGCUGUAGUAUUCCCUAUGAUGGUUCUUGCGCUGGUCUUUAUCCGCAAACUUUUAGAUUUCUGUUUUACUAAGCGUGAAUUGAGCUGGCUGGAUGAUCUGAUGCCAGAAAGUAAGAAAAAGAAAGAAGAUGAUAAGAAGAAAAAAGAGAAGGAGAUUGAAGAUGAUUCAGCCGAGGAAGCUGAGCGAAUGCUUGAAGUCGAUGAUGGUGAAAAUGUACAGCUUGCCUAUGAGGGCAGAAACCUUCUCCAGAUCCCAGUGAAGAGCUUGAAAUACAGCCUUGACCCGUCGGUUGUAAACAUAUCAGAUGAGAUGGCAAAAACUGCACAAUGGAAGGCUCUUUCAAUGAAUCCUGAAAAUGCCAAAGUAACCAGGCCUAACCAGAGUCCUGACAAACCAGUUAGUGUGAAAAUCACCCUAGAAGAUGAAAGUUUCCGAAAAUACGUGGAUGCUGAAACCUCCCUAUAGAGCUGUGUCAAGAAGAAGAAGAGAGUGUGUGUGUGUGUGUGUGUGACAUGUGUAUGAAUGGUACCACACGUGUAUAUCAGACCAUCAGAGUGCAAAGACAUUUCCAGAAUACUGUACGUGCACCUCCUAAAUUAUUAGCACUGUAAAUACUGUAUAGGAUCUAAAGCAACUGUCUCAGUUGUAAUAUGGCACAGGAUGAUCACUCUGCAAUUAUUUAUUCAAUAGGAAUUUUAUAAACCUAUUUUAAUUGAUUUUAUUGUAUAUUUAAUAACCUGUCAUCAAGCAAUAGUAUUAGAACAAAGCCAUCAGAAAGUUCUCCAUUUGUCAUUCCCAUACGUUCCCUAAAGAAAUCCCAUUUUACUAUGUUGAAAAAUAAUGCAAAUCUGUUUGCUUUUU